AUGGAAGCUGACUGGAGGACCACACUUUCGAACCAGGAGAGGUCGAAGUACAUCACUGAGCUGGCCCAGAUACUUGCCCAGAUAAGUCAGGUUAAUGGGGGAGACAGAGGAAACUUUAAUCUGGAAAAGCUCAAGAAAACCGCAGAACAGUUCGAAAAGAGUCUGUAUGCCAGUAGCUCAUCUAAAGAGCUCUACUUAGACUCGAUGCGGAAGAGGAUAGCAGCAAUGGAUACUGCCAAGAAGAAGGCGAUUGCCAACAUCCAGCACAAUGCGGCAAAUGUAGCGGCCCACCAACAGUCUCAGCAACAAGCUGCUGUCGCUGCUGCUCAGUCUGCCCAACAGCAAAGAGCGUCGCAAUUUCCCCCCUCCAACAUGAACUCACAAAUGUUUUUCAACCAGCAGGCCCAGGUUAGGCAACAAGCUGCCCAGCAAUUUAGGAAUGGCGUAGGCUCCAACAUGCCUGUUAAUAGCGCUCCUACAAGGCCUCAACUGACGCCCCAACAGCAGCAGCUGAUUAAUGAAAUGAAAGGCGCAGAAAUACCUAGGGAGCUUUUGCAAAGAAUACCCAAUCUACCGCCUGGCGUUAAUACAUGGCAAAAAGUCACCGAACUUGCACAGCAAAAGCGGCUAGGCCCUAAGGAUUUGCAAAUUGCUAAACAGGUCUACAAAAUGCACCAGCAGAUCGUUUUCAAAUCGAAGAUGCAGCAGGCCAGCGCAAAUAAUCGUGGAAUUCCUCAACAAAGGGCCAUGCCUCAGGGUCCUAAUAUGGCGCAGAUGCCGCAACCUCGCUCAGUUGUUAAUCAACCUUUACAGCAGCAGCAACAUCAGCAACAACAACAACAGCAGCAACACCAACAACACCAACAGCAGCAGCAGCAGCAGCAGCAACACCAACAACACCAACAGCAGCAGCAGCAGCAGCAGCAACACCAACACCAACAACACCAACAGCAGCAACAGCAACAACAACAGCAGAGGCAAACCGGACAAGUCCCUCAGCCUUCGGGCCAAGAGAUGCCAAAUGUUUUGAACCGCUUAAACCAAAUAUUCACCCCAGCUGAGCAAAAGGCCCUGUAUGAAAACGGGAAGAAGUUGAUUGAGGACCUCCAAAGGACUAAUAGGCUACCUACUGUCCUGACUCCACAGCAGCAAGCAAUAUAUAUUAAAAAGUACAUCAACCAGAUGGCUCUCAAGAAAUUGCAGGCUGCUAGAAUGAAUCAAAUGGGAACAACAAAUCCACAGCAGCAAAUGGCUCCCGCGCCUGCUCCUCAAGGUCAGAGUGUACCGGCCAUGAGCCAGUUCACUUCUAACGUGGCGCCAAGUAAUGCCAAUUUAGCGGGCAUGGCGCAAAGAAGAGCUUACGAAAGGGCGAAUGCCGGUGGUGCGAGCGAUGUUAACAGCGUUGGUAGUAGUACACAAGCUCAGCUCUCAUCAGGCUCGUCGCAACAAGCCCCACCUGCACAGCAACAACCCCAGCCACAACCAAAGUUCUCACUUCCUCGUCCUACUGAGCAAGAUCUGAUGGUGCUUCGGAGAAUUUCAGCAGAAAUACAAAAGUCACACCUAAGGCUGUCAAACAUUACAAAUCAGAUUUCUCAAGAGCAGAAGCAAGCAAUCAGGAACAAGCUUCAGCUCAACCGGCAACUGUUUACAAAUGUUGACAGCUUUAUCCCAACACUAUAUAUGAUAACCCGAAAUGAGGAAAAUGUUCGGCAGCUACUUCAAAUUAGAAUGUUGGCAAAGGAAAUCACCGAGCAUGCCACUCGAGGUGUUUUCAUUGUUCCGCCAGAGGUAGUUGACAAGGUCAUCUUCAGGUAUCAAAAAUACUAUGAGUUCAUCAAGGACCAAGUUCUCCGGAGGCAUCAACAAAUAAUAGCAGCGAGACAGCAGCAGCAGCAGCAGCAGCAAGCACCAUCCACAACCAUUGAUCCCGCAUUCAAUCAACAACGCAUUCAGGGUUCGUUUCAGCAGAUUCAGCAACAGAUGCAGAUGAGGCAGCAGCAGCAGCAGCAACAACAACAACAACAACAACAACAACAACAACAACAACAACAACAACAACAACAACAACAACAACAACAACAACAACAGCAGCAGCAACAGCAACAGCAACAGCAACAAAAAAUUCAGCCUUCUCCGCAGCUGAACAAUUGGACAAGGCUCAAUGCAGAUGGCAGGUCCACGAGCGGUGCUGAUGGAGAUAAUGCUGUAGCUCCCCAAACUGCGCCCGAACAUGUCCGUAGGUCUUCUUCUGGGAUGGAUUUCUUAAAUUCGCCCGAAUUUAUGAAUGCUAGGUCCUCUCCUCAGCAACCAGGCCUAUCCCCUGCCAAAAAACAGGCCCAGAUGAGAAAAAAAAUGGCCAUGAAACAGGUCCCAGGCCAAGGCACACCAGGCUCGACUGUUCCUACCUCGAACAAUACGCCUGUUCCUGUGUCUGGUCCUGUACCGGCAGUUGCAAGCAGGACAGGCACCCCUCAGGUUGGAACAGCGGGAAUUUCUAGUAUAUCCCCAAUGGUCAAUCGAGCUACGGGCCUCAACCAGAGCCCGUCUCCAAGAUCACACCCUAAUGGUACUUUACCGCCACCAGCUGACUAUCCCUACAAGGAAGACGAGGAGAAUCUCAAGAAAAUGGCUAUAAGGAAAACUGAGAUUAUUGCGCGGUUUAAGUGUAGACAAGAGAUCUUGGGGAAAUCUUCAGUUGACUUGUUUCUGUGCUCUCUAGGUGAUUGCCUUGGACUACCUUCAGCGUCCGUAGACCUCAUCAGCCCAAUCCCAUCUGAAAUUGUGGAACAUGUGAACGGAGGUUGUAAAGGAAAGAAUAACGGGGCGCCUGGCCAACGCGUUAAAGGUCAGGACCUCACAGACGUAUCUAUUGUCAACAAUAGCAUCGUGUUUGCGGACAGUAAUUCCCCAGAAGCCAAGGCCGAGCCCUAUGUUAUUGGUCUCAACGACGUUGCUAGUGUCUUCCGGGAUGUCUAUGGUUCAACUGAUCUGUCUUCCUUUUCUUUCGAAACUAAAACAUUUUCUGGAGAAGGUGGUGCCAAGAAAAGAAAAGCAGGUGACCUAGAUAAUAGCCCUGAUGCGUCCCCAGCCUCGUCGGCGAUAAUGAGCGAAUCCAAGAAGCUCAAGAUUGAUUCCCCAGAGGACAUGUACUUCACGGCACCUGGGGAAGACACUAAACAGCUACUUACCAAGAGUGGCGCCAUGAAAUUUUCUCCCGAAAAUAAGAUUUGGGACUGGAGCUUUUGGGAAACCUCAUGA
Lachancea thermotolerans CBS 6340 is the source of this 3261-nucleotide messenger RNA. It is a transcript of the gene GAL11, whose product is annotated as Gal11p. The transcript has a single exon. Gene Ontology annotation, biological process: regulation of transcription by RNA polymerase II. Bases 1 to 3261 code for a protein of 1086 amino acids. The record is from RefSeq and is a predicted model, not a curated record. Gene Ontology annotation, cellular component: mediator complex. Lineage: Eukaryota; Fungi; Ascomycota; Saccharomycetes; Saccharomycetales; Saccharomycetaceae. Gene Ontology annotation, molecular function: transcription coregulator activity.